GCAAUGACCCAAUCUGUAUGAGUUGUCAAUAUGGCAAAAUCCUUGCAAUUUGAAUAAUGUCUCCUUGAGAGUGAUAGAGGGAUAAAGGAAGGGUUUUACAUAAAGGACCUCAUCAAGCUUACAUGUGCUAAUUGUCGAACAAGCCUCUGGGAUGUAGAAACUCUAGCCUUCUUGUUGUGCUUCUUUUGGCUGUAAGGACUAUAACAUCCUAUUCCGAACCAUGGCUGAGCCAUAUUCGCCUUCUGUACCGCCUCCGACGUACUCAUACGGCCGACCACAAUCUGGUAAUCUCAGCCAAGAUUCCAAGGCGCGAGAAGAGCUGUUCGGCCAAGGUAGUCAAGGUAUUCAAACCCAAGUCCAGGUCAACGACCCCAAUCAACAGGGGAAACAAGGACAACUCGAUCCCCAAGGUGCCAAGAUCACUUCCAUAAACACCCAACUCCAAGAGACUAAAUCAAUCCUCCAGAGGAACAUCGAGUCCCUCACUGAGAGAGGGGAGAGGCUGGAACAUCUUGAUCAGCGGACUCAUGAUCUUUCGAUACAUGCUCAAACUUUUAAAACGCAAGCAACGAUUACUCGUCGGAAAUUUUGGUGGAAAAACAUGAAAUGGAUGAUCGCGAUAGGAUUGUUGUUGGUCAUCAUUAUCGCUGGGAUCGUGGCUGGCGCUAUCAAAGGAUCACAUUAGUGACUGUUCAACCUAAAGCCCAGGGGAGGUUUUGACAAGGAGUGGAAAUGGGUUGAAUUAGAAUGAGAUGUAGGUGUUAAAUGUCGAAUAUUCCCUCACAUGCCUGCGGACUUGAGAUUUUUGAUACGUAAGAAAAUGUAGACAUCGAUAUGAGAAUAUGCAAGACCAAGAGAUGUAUGUACACUACUGCUACGCCAUGCUUUUCCUUCUCUCUUCCA
This is a messenger RNA of Cryptococcus deneoformans JEC21, 903 nucleotides long. RefSeq lists its product as hypothetical. Bases 221 to 685 code for a protein of 154 amino acids. Gene Ontology annotation, cellular component: plasma membrane; SNARE complex. Gene Ontology annotation, molecular function: SNAP receptor activity; syntaxin binding. The transcript is spliced from 5 exons. Lineage: Eukaryota; Fungi; Basidiomycota; Tremellomycetes; Tremellales; Cryptococcaceae. The record is from RefSeq and is a predicted model, not a curated record. Gene Ontology annotation, biological process: vesicle fusion; vesicle-mediated transport.